ACGCCGUCGCCUCCGCUCGCCGCGCUAUGGCCGCUGCGGCCGGGGACGGCGCGGCGAAGCCGCUGCAGAGCGCCAUGAAGCUGGCCAACGGGGCCAUCGAGCUGGACGCCGGCAACCGGCCCCGGGAGGCAUACACGGAGUAUCUGAGGAGUAUCCACUACAUCUCCCAGGUGUUACUGGAGGAAGUAGAGACAACUAAAGAAGCUGGGGAAGCUGUGCUUCCUGACACACCAAAGAUGCUGAAGCUGGCCGAACAGUGUCUGGAGAGGGCCCAGUCAACAGCCACCAAGCUUGGGAAAAUGCGCUUGAAGCCAGCCAUGCCCGCAGCUCCUCCAGCUCCUUUGCCUACCAGCCGCCACCGCCGGGUGUGUUCAGAUGAAGGAGGGAAGCUUUCUCCUUUCCUGCCACCAGAGAUCUUCCAGAAGAUGCAGGUGGCAGAGUCACAAACCUCUAAGAAGGAGCUGACACCACUGGAAGAAGCCUCACUGCAGAACCAGAAGCUGAAGGCCACAUACGAGGCUAGGAUGGCCCGUCUGGAUCCCCGCCAGGCUACGCAGAAGACUGCACUGACCCUGUCUCUGCAGCGGCAGAUGAUGGAGAAUCUGGUGAUCGCCAAAGCCCGGGAGGAAAAACUCCAGCGGAAGAUGGAGGAGCGCCGCCUUCGGCUCCAGGAGGCUGCCAACAGGCGGUUCUGCAGUCAGGUUGCUCUGACUCCAGAGGAGCGGGAACAGCGCGCCCUCUACGCAGCUAUACUGGAGUACGAGCAGGACCAUGACUGGCCAAAGCAGUGGCGAGCCAAGCUCAAGAGGAGCCCAGGGGACCUGUCGCUGGUGACCAGCCUGGUCUCCCACCUGCUCAGUCUUCCCGACCACCCAAUCUCACAGCUCCUAAAGAAGCUCCAGUGUGCCGUGUAUGGUGCUCUGUACUCCAUUGUGAGCCAGACUGCCAUCAGUGCUGCAUCUGCUCCGGGCUGCUGCUCCUUGCCCCCAGACACCAACAGACUGCUGGCUCCCGGAAGCCGGCGGCUCCGGUCCUCCCAGAGUCUUUACUGCAUGCUGUCCCCACCAGAGCCCAGCACAGCCCCAAAGCCACAGGAUGGACCCCCUGCUACCCCCUCCACUCCCCAGCUUCACCCUGGUCCCCUGGAGAGAGGGGUAGACGGCAGCAGGCCUCCCUCACCCCUGGUGGACACCUCAUCAUGCCUGCCAGACAAGGACAGCUCCUUUGAGGACCUGGAACGGUUUCUGGCUGCAUCUGAGAGAUGGGGCCGGGGCCCUGGGAGCCACCCUGAGCCACAGACCCCAGGAGCAAAGAGGGAACCCGUGCUGGAACACCUGAAGAGCACCGUGAAGGACAUUCACAACGCCAUUGACAGGCUGCUCUCCCUGACCCUUCUGGCCUUCGAAAGCCUGAACACAGCUGCCUGCAAGGACCGCUGCCUGGCCUGCAUUGAAGAACCCUUCUUCUCCCCGCUGUGGCCCAUGCUGCUUGCCCUCUACAGGAGUGUGCACUACGCACAGGAGGCUGCCCUGAGCAGGAGCAUGGAGCUCUACAGGAACGCACCCCCUACCACCCUUGGCAUCCCCACCAAGCUCCUCCCCCAGGACCCUGAGGCCAGGGGGGCCAGCACCUACCCCUACUGCACUGCAGCCCAGGAGCUGGGCCUGCUGGUCCUGGAGAGCUGCCCCCAGAAGAAGCUGGAGUGCAUCGUACGGACCCUGCGGGUCAUUUGCAUCUGUGCAGAAGACUACUGCCGCACCCAGGAGGCCAGGCCGGAGGCCGGACUCCAGCCCCACACGGCUGCCAUUGGUGCUGAUGACCUGCUACCAAUCCUGUCCUUUGUGGUGUUAAGGAGCGGCCUACCCCAGCUGGUGUCAGAGUGUGCAGCCCUGGAGGAAUUCACCCAUGAGGGGUACCUGAUUGGAGAGGAGGGCUACUGCCUGACUUCACUGCAGAGUGCCCUGAGCUACGUGGAGCUGCUGGCCCAGGGGGGCCUGGGCAGGUAGUGGAGUCCAGAACCCAAAGGCGCCAGGGACUCCUGAGGACUACUCAGUAGCUUCCAUGCUGUUCCGCACAGCUGGCACUGGGACACUACGGGGAAGUUAGCCCUGGCUCCCUUCCUAACCCGAGGCCUGGGGCCACCCUGGGCGCCUCCCAACAGCACAGGACUGAGUCAGCUUCCAGUGCCCGCUGUGCUCUGUCCUGUACUGGCCUCUGAGACCCCCUCAGAAGGGAAGCUGCAGCUGCUGCUCCCCAGGAGCUGCACACUCCUGACAGAGCCUCCUGCAGGGAGUUCGGGUUUGCGUGGGCAUGGCUGUGCAUCCGUGCUGAGAAGGAGCCAGGAGCCUGACCAAAAGCAGGGGCAGCAAGUCUGGUUUGAGGCUUGUGAGAGUUAAGAGUGAGAAUGUCCAGGAGGGCCAUGGUGAGGCUGUGCUGUUGGCCUGGUGGUGACUGCCCUGCUUCUCUGCUCACUUCUGCUCCAUGUCCAGGGCUCAGAGCUCUGUUCCCUCCCUGGUCGUGGACUCUGCCACCUUGACAGAGGGGUGUGAGCCACAGUUGAAUGGUGGCCAGUGUUGAUGGCUGUGCAGCCUCUCCUGGGUCAGGGAAAGCCCAAGAUCCAGCACCCAGUUACUUACGCAUUGUACCACCAACCCAGGACAGAAGAAAGAUUAUGUUCUGUUUGAA
Dipodomys spectabilis (banner-tailed kangaroo rat) is the source of this 2685-nucleotide messenger RNA. It is a transcript of the gene Vps9d1, whose product is annotated as VPS9 domain containing 1. Lineage: Eukaryota; Metazoa; Chordata; Mammalia; Rodentia; Heteromyidae. Gene Ontology annotation, biological process: vesicle-mediated transport. Gene Ontology annotation, cellular component: cytosol; endocytic vesicle. The transcript is spliced from 15 exons. The coding region runs from base 27 to 2006 and encodes 659 amino acids. Gene Ontology annotation, molecular function: small GTPase binding; guanyl-nucleotide exchange factor activity. The record is from RefSeq and is a predicted model, not a curated record.